UUUUCCAAAACCUUUUGCUUUCGCAGUCUCUCACUCCGCCAAACACACAGAGAUGGGAAGGAAGAAGACAGCGAAGGAGGGAGGCGAAACGAGACCCCAAACCGAGCACUCUCCUUCCACUGUGUUCGUCUCCAACUUGCCCUACUCUUUCACUAACUCUCAGCUUGAAGAAACAUUCAGCGAUGUCGGACCGAUCAGGCGGUGCUUCAUGGUUACGCAGAAGGGGUCAACCGAGCACCGUGGUUUUGGUUUUGUUCAAUUUGCUGUCACAGAAGAUGCAAACCGUGCUAUCGAGCUGAAGAAUGGUUCAUCUGUUGGAGGUCGGAAAGUUGCAGUCAAGCAUGCUAUGCAUCGAGCUUCCCUUGAGCAGCGACGUUCAAAGGCAAAUCAAGUGGUUCAUGCAGAUGAUAACGCCAAGUCUAAGAAUGACGAGGACGGUAAUGCUUCUGGGCCAGAUAAGCAUGCUUCGAACUUGGAGGAAGCAGAGAAACCCAUGAGAGCCAGCAAAGCAGCUACACUUUCUAGUGCUCUGGCAGAUAGUGCUUCUGGGGCACAAAAGCAUGCUUCAAACUUGAAGGAAGCAGAGAAACCCACGAGAGCCAGAAAAGCAGCUACACUUUCUAGUGCUCUGGCAGAUAGUGCUUCUGGGGCACAAAAGCAUGCGUCAAACUUGAAGGAAGCAGAGAAACCCAUGAGAGCCAGCAAAGCAGCUACACUUUCUAGUGCUCUGGCAGAUAGUGCUUCUGGGGCACAAAAGCAUGCUUCAAACUUGAAGGAAGCAGAGAAGCCUGUGAGAGCCAGAAAAGCAGCUACACUUGCUAGUGCUCUGGCUGAUAAAGGGGCUUGUUCAGAAAAGCAGAGGGUUGCUAGGAGUGUCAUAUUUGGUGGUCUUCUUAAUGCUGAUAUGGCUGAAGAUGUUCACAGAAGAGCCAAGGAGAUUGGCACUGUUUGUUCUGUAACUUAUCCUCUUCCAAUAGAAGAGCUUAAACAACAUGGUCUUGUGCAAGACGGAUGUAAAAUGGAUGCUUCAGCUGUCCUUUUUACUAGUGUUAAAUCAGCGCACGCUUCUGUUACAAUGUUGCAUCAGAAAGAGAUAAAAGGGGGAAUUGUUUGGGCACGUCAGCUGGGUGGUGAGGGUUCCAAGACUCAGAAAUGGAAACUUAUUGUUAGGAAUCUUCCUUUCAAGGCCAAAGUGGAUCAGAUAAAAGAUACGUUCUCAUCAGCAGGGUUUAUCUGGGAUGUAUUUAUUCCAUGUAACCCUGAUACGGGAUUGUCUAAAGGUUUUGCAUUUCUCAAAUUCACAAGCAAACAGGAUGCUGAAAGAGCUAUUCAAAAGUUCAAUGGGCAAAAGUUUGGGAAAAGACCCAUAGCUGUUGAUUGGGCUGUUCCGAAGAAAGUAUACAACAGUGGUGCUAAUGCCAUUCUUACUUCAGAAGAUGGACAACAAGAUGGAAGAGACGAGGAAGGUGACAGUAGCAGUGAGGAUUUAGAGGGUGAUGUCGAGGACAUUGGCAAAAGAUCCCAGCAUCCUGAUGAUAUUGAUAGUGCUUCAGACGACUUUAAUACAACAGAGAAAGAAGAAAUCCCUAUUGAAGUCGAUUUUAACGAGGAAGCGGACAUUGCUAGAAAGGUUCUUAAAAACUUGAUCAUAUCCUCUGCCAAAGGAACUCUUCCUUCUCCAGUUGAUGAUAUGAUGCUGCCCAAGAGAAAUGAGGAGCUGAAUUUUGAUGAAACCAUUGAUAUACCAAAUAAUUUAUCUGAUGAGUCUGCAAAAGUAUCAGGUGGUGCUGAGCUUGUAAACACCAAUGAAAGCAAGGCAUCAGAUCCAAAACAGACCGAAGGAGAAGAGGAUCUGCAGGGAACAGUUUUUAUAAGCAACCUUCCUUUUGAUAUUGAUAAUGAAGAAGUGAAACAACGAUUUUCUGUAUUUGGCGAAGUGCAAUCCUUUAUUCCAGUCCUUCAUCGAAUCACCAAGCGCCCAAGAGGAACUGCUUUUCUAAAGUUCAAAACGGUAGAUGCAGCUACUGCUGCAGUUACAGCUGCAAAUGUUGCGUCUGGCUUGGGGAUUUUACUAAAAGGUAGGCAAUUGAAAGUUUUGAAGGCGUUGGAUAAAAAAGCAGCUCAUGAUAAGGAAUUGGAGAGGGCCACAAAUGAGGUUCAUGACUACCGCAACCUUUACCUGGCUAAGGAAGGUCUUAUUCUUGAGGGAACUCCAGCUGCAGAAGGGGUUUCAGUUAGUGAUAUGUCGAAACGCCAAAGGUUGGAGAGGACAAAGACGACUAAGCUUCAAUCUCCAAAUUUUCAUAUUUCGAGGACUAGACUGAUUAUAUAUAAUUUACCAAAGUCGAUGACUGAAAAAGGACUUAAAAAGCUUUGCAUUGAUGCAGUUACCUCGCGAGCAACCAAGCAAAAACCAGUGAUUAAGCAGAUAAAGUUCAUGAAGGAUACAAAGAAAGGAAAGGUUGUUGCAAAGAACAACUCUCGAGGAGUUGCUUUUGUUGAGUUUACUGAGCAUCAACAUGCACUUGUGGCCCUGAGAGUGCUUAACAAUAAUCCAGAAACUUUUGGUCCUGAAUAUCGCCCAAUUGUGGAGUUUGCUGUUGAUAAUGUUCAGACAUUGAAGCAACGGAAAGCUAAGCUACAGGGUCAGCAGCGUGCCACCCGUGAUGAUCAAACAUAUGUGCGGCGGCAGAGUGAUGAAACUUCCACGCCAGGCGCACAUCCGAACGAAAGGAAUUCCCAAAAAAGGAAAUCCAGAGGUGAUGAAACUAACACACCAGAUGCACAUCCAAACAAAAGGAACUCCCAAAAAAGGAAAUCCAGAGGUGAUGAUAGAUCAGUGAAGGAUUCAGUGUCCAAUAAAGUGGAAGGCAGCAUACCUGAUGGAGCUGCCACUAAAGACCACAGAGCUACUAAGAAGCAAAAAAACAAUCUGGCUAGUGGAAAGGCAAAAGAGUUUUCAUCUAAAGAAAAACCAGAAGGCUCCCAAUGGAAGUCAAAGAAUUACCAAGAUGGCAAGAAUCCUGAUAGUGGGAGAUCACCAAAGGGCAACAAGGCAGCCAGUGUUGUGCAAACCUUAAAAUCUUCCGCGGAAGCAGAUGUACAACCAAGAAAGAGGAAGCUGCAAAAUCAGAAGGAAGAGAGAGAUUUGAAGAGAAGAAUAAAGCCGAAGAAGAGUACAGGCCCUGAUGGGAAAGGCGCAGUAGAUAAACUUGACAUGCUAAUUGAGCAAUAUAGAUCUAAGUUCUCAAGGCAGAGUUCUGAGAAAACUGAUGGUGAAAAGCAAGGUUCUAGACAGCUUAGAAGAUGGUUUCAAUCAUAACCGUCCAUUUGCCAAGUUUUGUAGAAUUUUGUGGUAAGUUAUUCUAUAUACAAAUUGAUGUAAUUGUGCAAUUGCUAUAGAUUUGUAUAUUUGUUUAAAUUUUGACAACCGUGGGUUAUUGCGGUACAUCCCGUUAAGUAGAAGAAACAUUUGGAACACAAGUAAUCUUUUUAAAGAGUAGUUGAUGACAAAA
Corylus avellana is the source of this 3515-nucleotide messenger RNA. Its product is annotated as RNA-binding (RRM/RBD/RNP motifs) family protein. Gene Ontology annotation, molecular function: mRNA binding. NCBI's taxonomy places the organism in Eukaryota, Viridiplantae, Streptophyta, Magnoliopsida, Fagales, Betulaceae. The record is from RefSeq and is a predicted model, not a curated record.